This is a messenger RNA of Nicrophorus vespilloides, 5157 nucleotides long. Its product is annotated as cadherin-23-like. The transcript has 25 exons. Gene Ontology annotation, biological process: homophilic cell-cell adhesion. Bases 258 to 5084 code for a protein of 1608 amino acids. Gene Ontology annotation, molecular function: calcium ion binding. The record is from RefSeq and is a predicted model, not a curated record. Gene Ontology annotation, cellular component: plasma membrane. Lineage: Eukaryota; Metazoa; Arthropoda; Insecta; Coleoptera; Silphidae.
UUUGUUGAUGGUGCAGUAGCGCGAAAUCCGUUUGCUCUGCAAUCUCCCUUCUGGCUUCUCUAUUAAUCGAUGAAUCAUGGGAUUUCGGAUAAACAUCGACAUAUUUUUAUUCCGCUCUUUCUCUCUCUAUCACGUCCAGUUAUCACAUUAUUCUGGCAAUCUGAUUGUCGAUAAUGGUGAUUAGAUAAGGGCCGAGGAUCAACAGAGGAUACCUGGCCAAUACAGGUAAUAGUUUCGCGAUCGCUUGAUGACCCAGCAUGGAUGGUUCCAAAGCGAUAUUCCUUCUGAUCUUCGUGAUCGGAUUGAUGAUAGGUCAAGUUCUCAGCGAAUGGGAAGACAAACCUUUCACUGCGGUGAACGAAGGCUUUAUCGAAACCAUAGAAAGUACGAAAAAAAACGUUUUGCUGGAAUAUGAUGAAAACGUGAAGACGGGAACCGUUCUUGGAACGUUGAAUUAUAAAGGAUCCAUCAAACCUGACGUUAGCUUUCCAUCUGAAACGAACACUUAUUUUAAACUUAGUGAUGAUAAAAGGCAACUAGUUGCAUCUAAUGAAGUUGAUUAUGAAACUAAGCCGAACAUCGAUGGUUUCAUGACGCUCGGAGAUACAACAAUUCCGAUAAAGAUUACAAUCAGGAACUUAAACGACAAUCCGACGAUUGUGAUGCAAAGGGAAUCGUGCAAUGUCAAGGAAAACGGAACGACCGGUGCGACGGAAUGCAAAUUUGAGGUGAACGACGAAGAUGGAAUGAUGGACAAGUUCACGAUCAACCAUUUAUCGGAUAAUGACGAUAUAUUUAAAUUCGAAUGGGAGACGUUACCAACGCCGACAACUAGAAACGGUAUCAUUGUGCUGCACACUCUGCAAAUUUUGGAUUACGAGGACAUAAAGAUCUACGUGUUCGAUUGGACCAUCAAAGAUAAUGACGACAGGCAUUCGGAUUCUGUAACCACGAAGGUCGUCGUCAACGUCGAGGACAUCGACGAUAAUCCACCGAGGAUGGACAUCAUCACCAGCAUCGAAGUGAUGGAACUUGAAAACUUCGAGAUGAUCAUCCACGCUGUGGAUGGCGAUUUCAUGGUCAACAACGAAAUCGACUACACGUGCACUGUCAUCACAAAAAAACUUGAACGGUAUUUUCAUUGGAAAGUCGAAAAUAAGAAGUUGGUAAUCAAUAUCGAUGGGAUCAAUAGGGAUGAGGAUGAGCUGGAGCUGUACCAGUAUUCUGUGAAAGCCUGCGAAAUACCUAAGGAUAACAGUCAAGGCCAGUGCACCGAUGAUAGAGUGGUGACCAUAAUGGUAAAGGAUAUUAACAAUCAAAUACCACUCAUUACCAUCGACAAUGAUCAACUGGAUCUUCUGGAAAACAAAUACAGUAUCAUAGGUACAAAGAUCGAAAUCAACGACAAGGAUAUCGGUGAAAAUGCCAAGUACGAGGUGGAAUUGAUAAGUGAAAAAGUGAAAAACAUCAAUGAAAUUUUCCAAAUCGUGCCGAUGAACGGAUAUCAGAAGGGCACUUUUACUUUGAAUAUAAUCAACGCCGCAUUACUCGACUACGAUGAUCCGAAUAAAGUAUAUCUGCACGAUUUUAAUAUCGAGAUCCAUUCAAUAGAUCUAAAUGAUGCAACAAAGAGCGACAGGAAAAGUAUUCAUGUGAAUCUGAUAAAUUGGAACGACGAGUUGCCCACCUUCACGAAUGACGGUAUCUACGAUAUCACUAUGAAGGAAACUUUCGGACGAAACGGGAUUGAGGUUUUACCGUUCACAGAGAAAAUUUGCGUAACGGACAAGGACGUCGAUGAUAAAAUCGAAGUUUCUCUUCUGGGAACCGCGAUGAAUUCCAUAUUGAAGUUAAACGAAGAUGAAGACGGUUGCAUCACGCUCGAAUCCAAAAACGGUCUUCCCAAAGGCUUUCAGCUGUUCAAUUACGAGGCCAACAACGAAGUGCUGAUCCAGAUCAAAGCCGUGGACACGGUUUCACUGCAGCCGACCGAUACUCUUCAUACGACAAUCGGCAUUGUCACUGUUAAGCUGAUCGAUGUGAACGACGAAGCGCCCAAGAUCGUCAUGAUGGAGCAGUCCGUGUCGCUGGUGGAGAAUCAGAAAAAGGAUACGUUAAUAAAUCAAGAGAAGAUCCUGGGAUACGACGAAGAUACGCUUAGCAAAUUGGAAUUCAAAAUCGACUGGAAGAAGUCUUACCCGAGCAAGAACGGUCAAAGGGUGGAGUGGGAAGGUUAUGAAGAGUGCAUCGAUGUAAUUAACAUUGAAAGAGACGACUCGAUGGAAUGUGAGCUGUAUUUCAACAAUAAAAUUCCGAAUAACACACCUGAUUUUGAAAAGUUCGACACAUUCUACAUCAAUCUCGUGCUCACCGACCACAACACCGAAGUCGUGGGCUACGAAUCUGACGAAGUCAUCUUCGUGAUCAACAUCAAGGAUGACAACGACAACCCUCCCAUAUUUACUGAGAAUUCAUUGGUCGAGAAGAGUGUCAAGGAAAACGCUGACUCCGACAUCAUCGGAGUCGUCACGGCCACAGACAUCGACUUGAAUCCCAAAAUAACAUACAGUCUUGAACCGGUGCAAGGAACUGCAGACAAUUUGUUGAAAAUCGAUCCGGACACAGGCGAAAUCUCCAUUGAUAAACCGAAAGCAAUUGAUGCCGAUACACCACCAUUGAAUUACUUGUACUAUAACAUUAAAGCCAAUGAUGAAAAACACACAGCAACCAAACCAAUCACGGUGAAAGUUAUAGAUCUGAACGAUAUGAAACCCAGUUUUACCAUUUUCCCAGAUCAAAACAUCAAUAUUCCGGAAAAGGAUCAGUCUGUUGAGGUUUUCCAAGUGAAAGCAAUAGACGAGGACAGAGACACACCUCACAAUCAAUUUGAAUACAUUUUUAAAGACGUUCCAAACGAUAAGUUUGUUAUUGACGAUGAAGGCUUGAUAACGGUGAACGGAAUCCUGGACAGGGAUGCAGGUGAAACGGAAUUCCUGAUUACCGUCCUUGCCGUGGACAAUCCAAACGAUCCGCUCGGUGAACCACGAUUGACCACGUCCAUGACCUUCACGGUCAUUGUGACGGACAUCAACGAUAACCAUCCGGAAAUUGUCACGAACAAUUUCUUUACCACUGAAGAAUUGAAAAAGGGAAAAUCGAUUGGAGGUUUUGUAGCAACGGACAGAGACGAUCCUUUGACCGGCAAUGGUAAAAUGACUGUAGAAUUAGUGAAUGUCGAAUCGAUAGCCAAAAACAAGUUGACAUUGGAUGAUUUGAAACUAAACUGUCCCAAAGAUAAUGGUAUUUGCGAACUGUAUUCAAACACUGACAUGAGGGGCCACUACGGCGAUCACUAUUUGGAAUUCAAAGUGUGCGAUAAAGGUCAAGAGAAGCAACUUUGCGCUGAAGAAAAUACCAAGAUUCCUCUGACCAUCGAGAUCUUCAACUUUGAGAAACCUAGCUUGAGCGUACCGCAGCCAAGGUCUACAGUCUACUUAAGCUCAGAAAACGAACAAAAUCAGCAGCUGACUUUGUUCGAUGGUAGCAAUAUGGAUCCGAUCACCGGCACAGAUAACCAGGGAGAAAAGAACAUACUAGCUAUAGAGAUUUUAGAUACGGACACCAACAUCUUCAAGCUACAGAAAAUUAACAACGUGAAGUACAAUCUGUUGUUAAACGAUGAAUUCGUCAAGGACCACAAAUAUAUAGUGAAACUGAAAAUAACAGAGAGUGAAAAGGAGGCGCUCUUUACUGAGGAAGAAUUCAACGUCAAGUUUAUCGACGCCAAUAUAUCGCCGUUGUUCAACAAGGAGGCUGAUCCUUUCGUUGUCAAGGAAUACGAUCUGAAUUCGAUGGAUAUUCCUCAAGCCGAAGUAGAAUUGGAAGGAAUCGAAAUCGAUAUAUUCUACCAUAUCUUCGAGGACUUGAACGACGCCUUCGAAAUCGAUAUCAAGUCAGGAAGGCUGAGUCUCGUAAAACCGUUGAAAAUCUUAGAUAUGAAGAGUGAGCAGGUGGUGAUUCAGGCAGGGACGUCGAGAACUCCAAUCGCGAAUCCAAACAAGGCAUCUCUUCUCACCGUUCCAAUCAAUUUGAUCGACGUAAACGAUAACGAUCCCGAAUUCACGCAGGAAAAGUAUUUUGGCCGCGUCAUGUUGAAGGACGACCCUUCAAAGAUACUCGUCGAAAUAAUCGCGAAAGACGACGAUCCCGAUGAUGAACUGACAUUCAGUAUAAGUAAUUUCGAAGGUAUAGGUUCGAAUCUGCCUUCGACGAAUACGCUGUUUGAAGCAAAGAGCAGUAGCAGAGGGCUUUGCGAGAUCCACCUGAAAGUGCCAAGCAUCGAUGCCAACAUGCAAGGAUAUUUCACAUUCGACAUCACCGUCAGCGAUUCAGAGCACGUAGCUACAGCCUCGGUGUCAAUUUUCAUCGUCGGUGAGAACCAUCUGGUUAAGUUCGUAUUCGAAAAUAAGAUGGAUGACGUGGUCAACAAGAAAACAAAGAUUAUCGAAAUCUUUAAUAAGCAAUUGGAAAUGGAAUCGUACUUGGACAGCAUAUUCACCGAAAAAAGCAUUUACGCGGAGACACCGACCAUCACAGAGACCAAUGUCACGAUGUUCUUCAUGAAAGAUAAUGUACCGAAAGAGAAUGACGAUAUCAAAAAAAUGUUGAGUAAUGCAGAUCUGUAUGGAUCGUUGAGGAACAAUCUUCUGGACUACGACUUGCAUUUGAAGCGCAUCGACAACGUAAAUACGGAACAGGAAAACAACGAGGAAGUCCUGAAGGCUUGGUUGAUAGGCGUCGGCGUCGUCUUGGGAUCCUUGUGCAUCCUACUCAUCGUCGCUUUUAUCUUAAAAACAAGAAGUCUUAACCAGCGAUUGAACAAGUUGACUACAGCACCGAUGAUCUCAAAGGAGGAUUUGAGGAUGGCUCCUCCACCGAUGACCAAUAGCAUGGCUGUGGAAGGCGCGAACCCCAUUUUCCACAUAAGCGAACACAACGAGAAAAUGAACAAUUACGAUCGUGCCAGCAUUUCAAGCGCAGAGUCAGAUUUGAUCGACAGCAAUCAUACAAACGGGUUUCGAUGAUAUACAUAAACUUUAAAUAUAGAUAAAUAUAUAUUAACAAAUUUAUUUAAUAAAUAAACAGGGUAAAAUUGAC